AUGGUUGCCCCGGUGAGGAAGAAAGGGAGAUGGCUUGUCCUCGUCUCUUUCCUCUCAACUCUUUAUUUAUUGAGCCGCAAGUCUACGCCGCCAGAACGGCAUCUGUUGUCGCACUCUCUCUUGACGUCUGCACAAUGGCACGAGUCUGACGUUGAAAACGCCGUUGGUUCCAAGACCGGCGAAGUCGAAGUACACAUACCUGACAACAUGAUGCAGAAUUGGGAGAAGGGUUCUCGAAUCCGGCAGGCAAGCAUAAUGAUUGGAGACCAACACAUGCCGAUAUUUGAGCCCUGCAUGGAGACUCGCCUUGAUCACGGUCGUAGGUGGGGGUACCCAACCCACAUCUUAAAGCAUGACCUCAGCGGGAAGGCAGGCUGGAUCAGGCUCGUGCUUGAAAAAUCGCUUCAUGUCCUGUCCUUAUUGGUGUCGGAAAUGACAAAAGUAUCUCAUGAACGAGCGGAUUGGAUUGUCUGGUUCGACGCGGACACUAUCAUCAUCAACAACAACAUCCCAUGGACGAUGUUCCUGCCACGGGAAGAUUCUUUUCCUGACAUCCACUUCAUCGCUGGCAGAGACUGGAACGGCCUCAAUUAUGGAGUCUUCUUCGUGCGGGUAAGCGAAUGGAGCAUCAAAUUUCUUACACAAGUCGCCACGUUUCCGCAGUCGAGGCCAGAUGUUGACACAUCUGAAGACAUCGACAUAGACGCAAUGUGGUGGGUCCUUGAUCAACCGGAGAAUCAAGACCAUGUAGCCUACCAACCGCGGAGUUGGUACAACGGGUAUGACCUAGGAGAUCAAGGGAUAUCUGAAAUUUACGAGGGCGAUAUGCAGGUACAUCUCGUUGGCGUGGACAGCGAACCACGGAAAGAAGCCGCAGUACAUUGGUGGCUUUCCAAGAUCGAAAAGUCGCCACAAACGAUGCAUAUGCCACUCGCAGCUUCAGGAUAUCCAGAGAAAGUUCAGAUGUUCUGGGAGGUUCUGAAAACAGCGAAGGAGCUGUUGCAGCAAUCCCAAAAAAGGGCGUACAAAUUGAGACUGAGUUCUAAUGAGGUGAAAGUUGCGGAGGAGGAGCUGCAGAAUUUCAUUCGCUUUGCCGCGUUUGACAUAGAGGGGAUGAUAAACGCUAUGGUCACGCUGCAAAGGGCCUACGACGAUACCGAAAUCCAGAUUGCGGAGGACCAUCAAACUUCGAUGGCCGCGGCUAUUGCCCUCAGUGAUGCACACCUGACUUCUUGA
Messenger RNA from Letharia columbiana, 1236 nucleotides. RefSeq lists its product as uncharacterized. Gene Ontology annotation, cellular component: Golgi membrane. The transcript is spliced from 2 exons. Gene Ontology annotation, molecular function: glycosyltransferase activity. Bases 1 to 1236 code for a protein of 411 amino acids. NCBI's taxonomy places the organism in Eukaryota, Fungi, Ascomycota, Lecanoromycetes, Lecanorales, Parmeliaceae. The record is from RefSeq and is a predicted model, not a curated record. Gene Ontology annotation, biological process: protein N-linked glycosylation.